AUGAAGUCCACGCUUUCGUGGCGGCGACGGCUCAUUCUUGGCAUGAGCAUCGAGGACGCACGGAGCAAAUUCGACAGCCCGGAGUCGCGCGUGGCGUUGCGUCUGGCGCACGAGCGGCACAACCAGGGGCUCUACCACGAGCUCACCCUCGCUCAGCGUCGCCGCAACCGGCUUCCACCGGAGCGGCGCUGCCACCUUGUGCGCCACACGAAGCCAACUGUAAAGGGCUUUCAGUCGUACAUUAAGUCAUGCCCGGAGGACUACGUGGUGCAGGAGAUUUGGCGCGACGAUGACGAAAACGAGGCGGAGAGACCCAAACUGGAGACUACAAACGCGGCAAUUCAAAACUUCGAGGCGGUGCUUUCUUCGCACGAUGAGGGUUCCCUCACACAGGAGAGCCGAGAUGUAGAUUUAGAAGGAGGAACGACAGCAGCUGCAGCAACCACCACCGCGCCUCCGGAGAGGGGAGGGGCCGCGUGGACGAACACGACAUGCCUGACACCACCGUCCUUACCGAGUCAUGUGGGGAGUCAAAUCACUGCGGAUUUCAACACGUACGAGCACCACCGCACUAUAGUGCUGCAGGAACUUGGGCGGGUUGCAAACACGCUUGGGAGCGACGCACGGCAGCAGCUUAUGGAGAGGCGAGAAAGUGGGACUUUAUUGGCCAUUCGUCAAAGCUCUGUUGUGGAUCGUCUGGUGGAUAACGUGAAGGAGGCAAAGGAAAAGGGUUACACAAGCCUCUCCUCCUCCUCGCACCUGUUAGAGACGAUCAAUCUCUCCAUAAAUUUGUGCAGUAAAAAAGAUAAACAGCUUCUUGAGGCCUUCCGCAGCCCAUUUAUAUUUUUUCCAGCAGAAGAGCACCAUAUCUCAAUUUCACUCUGGGUUGCUGGCAACUUGAUAGAGCAAGAGGAACUUGGCACGGAUUUCCCGUACCACAUUGCGAAGCAUGUGGAACCAGAGUUAGGGAACGAUGGUGCCUUGCCGCCGACAAUAAACCGCCUUCCGAAGGUAAACAUAGAAGUUUAUUUUUCCCCCGAACUUUACAAACUGCAGCAAACACUUGGAAUGGACGGCAUACUUGCACUGCGGCGUUUUAUUGGUCGCGCGAUGAAGCGUCAACAUGAUCCAUUGCCCACAACCACCUCUAUUGUUCUUAAUAUGAGCCGCGAGCAACAGGAAUCGUGUGGCCUUUGUAGGGGGGAGUUAACGCAGAUUCCGUGGCUGCAUCUCAUUAAGGCAAAGGUGUCAACUGUUACAGGGACAGUUUUGGAGAUGUCCUCUGACGAAGCACCGACACUCGCAGCAAUGCGGGAGGCCAUUCAACUUGUGUGGCGCGUAUGGGGUCAUUUGGUCAAGGACCUUCGCGUGCACGGCGACCUUGAUUACCUGUAUCUCUCCGUCUGGCCGCAGAUGGGGAUGCCCGUUGAAACGAGGCAGAGCAGCAUGACCUGCGAGGAGCGCUCCAAGAACGCCCUGGAGAAGAUUGCUCAUCCACACAAGAUCAUAAAACAAGGUGAGCAGGAGCAACAACUGUCAUCAGUGGCGUUUAUUCGCUGCAUGGAAGAUGCGGUGGAGGGACUCAUGGGGGGUGACAGUUCCAUAUGGAGGGGGUUUAACCCGCGUAAAUCGCACUUGAAAAGUGUCAUUGUUCCGACAGACUUUGUAGUGGUGGAAUGCACGCUGGAGAAAAAGGGCUUGCCACAGCGCCUAGUGGUGAAGGACGUCGUGGAAAGCCUCACAGAGCUUCAGCGGCAGGCGAUGGAGAUGCAGCGGAUUGCGAUUGCUCAAAUAAGUAGCGAUGAGGAGGGUACUGAGCUGCAGACUGACGCGGGUAGUGGUGGGGUGCGGCCCGUAUUGUAUGCGCCAAACGUCGUCGUCUCGCACGCGGGUGUCAUUGACGCGGCGGCGCACAGCUUUCAGCGUAUUCGUAUUCGCGGUAGUUGCAUUGCCCACGUUGAGGCGCUUGCACGCGCCCUUGAAACAGGGGCGCAUUUUACAGACUGCGACGGGGCAAGCCCAAUGUACGGCAAGAACUCCAACUCCUUUCCUGCAACUGCUGCAGGUACUGGGAAGCAGGGUGGGGACGCAUCCCUGCUGCUCCCGCCGAAUCUUUCCUUUUCACCCACUCAUCAUGGUAACCCUGCGCACUCGCUGGAUCGUCAGCUGCUAGGGCAUCGUGUGCCGUCCAGUUACACGGUUCAGCGUACUGCGAAUGGUCGCUUUCACCGCUACCAAACCCUCCGCCCGCUGCAAGGCAUGGUUGUGGACAAGGACGAGCGUGAGUUUUGGGGGACCCACUACUACCGUUUGUCCGACAUUCGGUUGGUCUUUCACGACCGCGUGGGCCCUGUCGACGUUGCGAACCCGAAGGGCUGGUCUUCCCCUCUGAAGGAGCGACUUCUCGCAAUUAGUCAGUCACGCAACAAUAAACAAACCUCACACGAGGAAAGUGAGGCUAUGGGGAUGGCAGGCAGCGAUUCCGUGGAAUGCACAGAGGACAUCGCCACCCGAGGCAAAAAGGCGCGAAAAAAGAAAGUCAAAACAAAACGAACGGCUUCCCUGACGCUUGAAGAAAUUGUUGCAACACUGAGUCCAGAGAAGUUGUUUGAGCUUCUUUGCCUGGACAUGGAGGUGGAAAGCGCUUCCUACGACUUUCGUGUCGGCGACAAUGACGGCUACGCCUACCGUGUCAAGUUGCGACGUAUUCCACAGAAUCACAUCCCGCUUGUGCAGCCUGCCAUGCGAUCACUGGAGGAAAAGGGUUUUAUUAACUACUUUGGCCCGCAGCGUUUUGCCUCGUACACGAAGCAAAACAUGCACCCGGGGCUGCAUCUUCUUAAGGGGGAGUUUCGUGCUGCCGCAAGUGUUAUCGUGCAGCAGUUUUACAUGGAUUCUGAUCUCGCAGCCGAGAAGCGACGCACCGGCGCGGAGUGCGUUAAGAUGUACCACUCAAAGGCGAUGGGAGUUCGACUUCCGGAUCCCAUGAAGUUAGACGCGGCCCGGCGCUCCAUCGCAGAGCACGGGACUGCGCUGCAAUCGAUUCUUGACAACGCUCUACAAGCGACUGCACUUCUGGGCGAUGACGAGGAAAAGAGCUCUUUGAUUGACCCCUGCGAGGAGGCCUUUUUGCGUGUGGUUGGCCCCACCACAUCGCUGAUGCUGGUGCAUGAGUUCCUGGCAUUUGUCUGGAAUGACAUUGUUAACCAACGUCUUCAGCGAUACGGGACGUUUGCCAUUCUUCCAGGAGAUCUUGUGCGUCGAAACCCGCUUGCUUCACCGCAUUCGAAGGAGUACAAAAACGUCGUCUUUGCCUCCAGGAGUGGCAUAGACAAGGGUAAGUACACUUUUGCAGAUGUGGUGUUGCCUCUUCCUGGUGUGGGAAUUCAGCUGCCGGAGAACCACACCACGGAUCUAUACAUUGUUGCCCUGCAGCGAAUGGGCAUUUUGUUUAACCCGGAAACUAAGCAAUGGGACAUUUUUCGUCCCCGGCGUAGCUUUGCUGACGAGGGUGCAACUCAGCGUGCGGCGGGGAUGUCAUCGCCGUACCAUCGCUUCUCAUCCGCCUUUGCGCUGAUGGAGGAGGAGCUGGGCAAUAGCACGACCAUUGUCGAGCCCAUCGAUGGUCGUGACACUGACCCCAUCGAAAAGGUGGGUUUAGCGGCCGUAGGAGCAACAUCAGCGGCUUCAAUGGAUGCCAGUCAACUGAGGAGAGACUUGUGCCAAGGAGAAGUACCUGGCAAUCCACUAGGCGUGAGUGUAUUUGGUUCUUACCGCCAUUUAUUAAUCAAUCCGUCACCAACGCUGCGGUGGAGAAUGCAGCUGGACUGCUCUGGUGGCCCGCAACAGCGUUGGGCGCUCGGAGUGCGGCAGGCCUUUGCACAAACUCAUAGAGACGUACUUUUGGCUACCGAAGGCAACGUUUGUAACUCCCACCAACAACCACAGCAGCAGCAGCAGCAACUAUCACAACAAUUGUUUCUUGGCCACAAUCUUUUGGGUGAAAGGGGUAGAUAUGGUAACAUGCGACGUGGGCGUGGUGUACCCCCUGCGCCGUAUUGGCUUUCCAAAAAGGGUGAGGGCAGCCUUGAGUUGUCAUUUGAGCUUCCAUCUAGCGUCUACCCGAGCAUGCUGUUGCGUGAACUCACAAAGAGCGAUGUUAACAGCCCAGAAACGGUAGAUCUCGAUCGGCCAUUAAUUGAAAAUAGGGCCAAGUCAUGGCAGGAUCUUAGGGAAGAUCAACAAGCAACGUAUAAAAGGCACCUGGCGAAGAAGCGGCAGAAAUUAUUUACGAACCGACCACGGGCCAUCAAUGUGGCGCUGCUGCAUCAACACAUCUUUCGUAGUGGUGGGAUGCGCCGUAGCCUUUUGCCAUCUAUGCGCGGUUAUGAUAAUGUUUCCAAGUAA
Molecule: messenger RNA, 4407 nt
Organism: Trypanosoma rangeli
Lineage: Eukaryota; Euglenozoa; Kinetoplastea; Trypanosomatida; Trypanosomatidae
Exons: 1
Coding region: 1-4407 (1468 amino acids)
Biological process (GO): pseudouridine synthesis
Cellular component (GO): nucleus
Molecular function (GO): pseudouridine synthase activity; RNA binding
Source: RefSeq, a predicted model, not a curated record